GGCAGAGUAAUCCACCUGGAUUAUUUGUUUACAUACUUUCACCCCUUCCCUUCCUUAACGUUGAAAAUUUAUGUACCCUAAUGUUGAAAUCUCGCGAAUGAAGACGCGGUUGACCUCAUCGUUGAAGGGUUUGCUGGACGCCAUUGACUUACUGGACGCCAUUGACAAGGGAACCGCAACCAAUAUCCAUUUGGGUAGUUCGAAUAACUACUGUCGGCAUGUUUGAAUUUGUGGAGCUUGUAAUUCACCAUGGAGGGAACUUUGUGAGUAGUCCUCAUUCCAUGUACGUAGGUGGUGCAGUGGACAUCAUCAAGGUGGAUCCGGAUUUCAUUAGCUUCCCUCAUUUGAUGAAGUCCUUACAAUCAGGAACAUAUGGCAAUAUAAGUGAACUGUUUUUCAAAAGACCUGAAGAACCAAUGGAGUUGCUACGUCCCUUGUUCAAUGAUGAAUCCACCCUACAUCUAAUAGAAAUGGCUAGCAGGUGUGGAAAGUGUGAGAUUUAUGCGCACCAUGGUCUGGAUGAGCCUGAAAUCCUUGAAAUCCCUGUUUUACCUGUGCCAGGUGCAGAUGAGGGUGAUGCAAAUGUUCAUGGUGAUGGUAAUGAUAAUAUUGAAAUUGAAAGUGAUGGAGAUGGUGAAGCAUCCGAGGAAGAAACUGAAGAUACUAUACAAGAUGAUGGUGAAGACGAAGAACAUCAAGAUAGGCAUGGCCAUGAACAGAACACACAUAAUGAAACUUCAGAAGAUGAAGACAGUGUUGAAUAUGACUCAUCCAAUCCACCAAGCUAGAAUGGUGAUUUACAAAGUGAGGAAGGGACUCCAAAAGUGUUUCAUUCGUACAACCCUGAUUGUGAACCUCCUAACAUAGAGGUGGGCAUGUAUUUUGAAGAUGGUGCACAAUUCAAGAUUGCUCUUGUUAGAUAUGCUGUGCACGAGAAAAGAGAUAUUAAAUUUGCAAAAAAUGAGCCUUUAAGAGUGCAGUACAAAUGUGCCCCUACAUGUUCUUUUGCAUGCACUGGCAGUUGGGAAGAGAGGUUGAAAUGCUUCCAAGUGAAGGUGUUAGAUCUAGGGCACAAAUGUAAUUUGAAGUAUAGGUUAGGCAUUGUGAGCCAGAAAUGGAUUGCUGAAAGGUUUGAAGACAAGGUUGUUGAGGACCCUACUAUGACUGCAUUGGAGUUCAAGAAACUAAUUAAAGCUGAGCUGAAAAUACAUGUCUCAACAAGUAUGGCGACUAGGGCUUUGAGGGAUAUUCAUAAGAAAACUGAAACAGAUUGGAAGGACCAAUUCAAAAAAAUUAGG
This is a messenger RNA of Cuscuta epithymum, 1298 nucleotides long. The record is from the annotation of a GenBank genome assembly. Lineage: Eukaryota; Viridiplantae; Streptophyta; Magnoliopsida; Solanales; Convolvulaceae.